This is a messenger RNA of Alternaria rosae, 976 nucleotides long. RefSeq names its product Alpha/Beta hydrolase protein. Bases 1 to 927 code for a protein of 308 amino acids. Lineage: Eukaryota; Fungi; Ascomycota; Dothideomycetes; Pleosporales; Pleosporaceae. The record is from RefSeq and is a predicted model, not a curated record. The transcript has a single exon.
AUGACCCCGUCAUCGAGCGACCCAACUGUUCUCAACAACACACUCCACUUCGAUACCCCAACGCAUACCUUCGAUAUCAAAUGGACGUCGCUGGGCGCUACAACAUCACCACCGCUUAUCUUCAUCCACGGUACUCCCUGGACUUCCCGCGUCUGGGCGCCCUUCGCCCUAGCUGUAUCACGCAAAUACCGCGUCUACCUCUUCGAUAACCCUGGCUUCGGAGAUUCGCCCAUUGAAAAACUUGUUCCCAAUGCCUUCUUCAUUCCAAAGAACGAAGUCGAAAGACUAGACAGCAAUCUCGCUCGCCAAACCUCAGCCUUCGCCGCCCUCUUCAAGCACUGGGAGAAAGUCGAGAAAUGGAAGGCAGCGCCACACGUCGUCGCACACGAUCACGGCGGACUAAUGAGCCUGCGUGCCAAUCUACUACAUGACUGUCGCUACUCAAGUCUUUGCCUAAUCGACGUCGUCGCCAUCGGCCCCUUCGGCCAACCGCUAUUUAAAAGCGUCGCAGAGAACCCCACGGCUUUCGAAAACCUACCCGACAUGGCUUUCGAAGGGAUUCUGGAAUCGUACAUCCGCAACGCUGCGCAUACUACGUUGGACACUAGAACGAUGAGUAUGCUCAAAGCGCCCUGGCUCGCAGAAGGUGGCAAGAAAGGUUUCGUGCGCCAGCUGUGUCAGGCUGCGCAUCGGAGUACAAAGGAGGUGGAGGGGCGGUAUGCAGAGGUGGGGAGAAAUUUUCCUGUGAAGGUCGUUUGGGGAAUGCAGGAUAAUUGGAUUCCGGUGCAGGAUGCGCAUAGGCUGGGGAAGGCGCUAGGUGCCAAAGAAGUGGUGGAAAUUGAGGGAGCGGGGCAUUUGAUUAUGUAUGAUCAGCCAGGUCAGUUGGGUGUUGAGCUUGGUAUGUGGUUAGCCUCCGUGGGCGUGUGAUUAGUAUCUACAAUACGACGAAUCCGUAACUUUGCAUUCGUACAAUAAG